Messenger RNA from Symbiodinium sp. CCMP2592, 5571 nucleotides. Lineage: Eukaryota; Dinophyceae; Suessiales; Symbiodiniaceae. The record is from the annotation of a GenBank genome assembly.
AUGGAUCUCGAUUGGCCACCCCUCCAAGGGGAGCUAAUGACGAAGCUGAAAUCAUGCUUUACAAGCCCCCGGCAGCUGCAUUACGAUUUUGACGAUGACAGAGGUGCACGCAGAUUGGUGGAGAUACUGUUGCCAGGGAUGGGGGCAAGUAAUCUUCAGCUUGCAGUCGACCAGCUUGUCAAAUGGCAUAAGGAAGGUGCAGGCGUCGUGGCACACGCCAAGCGAGUAGCGAGAGCGGGUUUGAUGGAGAGUUUGGUGGGGCAGCAUACCGGUUCUGCUUCGGCCACAUCUGAAGCAUUCGAUAGACUUGCGCACAGCAACCCUCUUUCGCUGCUGCCUGCAAUUGAAAGGGCCAGAAAGGCCAGGGAGAAUAGUGUGGACCCAUCAAAGAGGGCGGCUGAGGAGAAGGCCGCCAAAGCAAAGUACGCCAUACUCUUGUAUAAUAUCCUGGUUGAAGCGAAGACACCAAUAGUGGAGAUCUUGAAAGAAGUCGCUGAUCCCGAAGAGGCAUGUGAGGGUGCAGGAAAGACGACCAUAGAUGCUUUUGCGGCAGCGCUUUCUGUUCUGGAACAGGUCGGACGCGUCGGGGAAGGUGAUAUGCUGUCUAGGGAUCCUACAUGGGUGUCGUACAGCAAGAAUGUCACUGCCGAGCUGGUGGAAAAGGGGCCAGUGCCGCAUCAGGCGGCGCAGCCUACGGUAGCUAUGGCGCUUUCACUUGAGCUGUACGUGUUUGACGAAGAUAGAGCGAGAUACGCAAGAGCGAUGGCUUUUGUUGCACUGCUGAUGCUUUGGGGAAGCAUGAGGUCAGAUGAUGUUCAGUGCAUGAGGCCAGAGAGCAUGCGGCUCACGAUAGAGGGUCUUUCUUGCAAGCUUUGGAAGACCAAGACGACGGGUCCAGAUCGGAGGAUCAACAUGGUGCAGGUCUUCAUAUCCCGCAAGGCCAGUUUCUCUGGUUUGGAUUGGAUGAAAAAGGGACAUGAGAUUUGGUCAGAGAUUGAAUACAAGAGGGAUUUCUUGGUUUUGCAAGCUUCAGACGAUUGGGAAACGUGUGGCAACAAAGGGGUGGAUGCCUCUGCUGUGUCACUCUAUGUGCGCAAGAUCUACAAGGAGCUUUGUGUUCCACGCUGGGCCGAGGGCCGCUGGAUACAGAACAAAGAGCGUCUUUUGCUUCCGGGAGAUUGCGCAUUACAUUUCUCUGGGCACUCUGCAAGAAACUUCCUCACGUCGAUUGCUGCUGCCAUCAGGGUACCUAAGGACGACAGAGACUUCCUCGGCCGAUGGAAGGUCGGUGGAGGGGGUUCGGCUGACUACACGAGGACAGCUCGGCAGAUAGUACAUCGCAUCCAGGAGCAGGGGAACCCCCGGCUUGGCGGGCGCUACCCGCCUCUCUACAUGCAGAGCAUCCCUGGGCCACACGUGAUCGCAGAGGAGGCGGAUGAGGACCAGCGUGAGUCGGCAGCCGCUCCUAAGGAAGAGGCCAAGUAUUUCAUUAGUGUCAGCAAGAAGACAGGGCGCCGCUUGCCCAGACCAGGGAUGGGGGUGACUGAAGCAGAGAUGCGUGAGAGAGUCAGCGGAGUCGAUGCUGAUUUGCAAUAUGUCUUGCAGGAGGCCGGGGCUUCCCUCGCCACACAAUAUGCCGUGUGCAACGUGCAUACCACGCUUCGCAGAUUCCAGGCUAUCGCCGAUGAUCGUGCUGGUUCGCGCACGGCUGCGAACACAGACGUUGGAGUGCCAGCGGAUACCCCAGCAGGGCGCCAGCAGACGGCUGCCAUAGUGGCAGCGUGGGAACUCGCUAAAGAGAUUAGCUCGAAAGAAAUAGAACUCCGUGCAGAGGCCCGUGCGCUCAAUCAGCCCAGGAUUUUGCAGACCCAAGAAAGGCAGGCAAUGAUGCGUGCGGUUUCGGCUGCUUAUGGCAAGCUCAACGAGGCUGAGACACCAAGCGCUGAGUACUUGGCAUUGAAAGCAGAAGAGACAGAGCAGAAUGAGCCAACAGCAGCCCAGCUUGACACCAUCACGUCGAAGCGUGACUCUCAGACUGCCACCAUCCAAUCUAGUGUCGAUCCUGCAGGACACUUGCGAAUCACGAAAACCAAACAGAAAGUCGAGAUGCCUCAGAAUUCUGAAGCCUAUCGGAGGGUCUUGAAGAUUGAGGGUUAUGCUUGGUUGGCUAUGCAGUCAAGGUAUAAAUCCAAAACUUGGCUGCAGGGCUUGACGAUGGCAGACUUCACCAAAUUCGUCGACUACAUCCUCGGUGAGCGGGUCGCUGGCCUCAGGUUGGAACAGGCUACGGGCUAUGACAACAGUCAAAAUGCACUUUUCCGUCCCCCUUGGGGGAUCGUACUUCGCUAUGAGUACAAGUUGAGGAAAGAGGCUUUCAGGCUUGUCAACGACGAGGGCCAGACGCUUCAAGAUGCCUUAACCGCUGUGACUAAAGAUUGUGAGCUUAAGGAAGUCCACUUUGUCACGCCUCUCACGUUGACCGCUUUCCCCAUGCCAUCCAAGUGGACACGCAAGGGGGAGAAAGGGGAGAAGGGGGGCAAAGGCAAGGACCCCAGGACACCCGAUGGCAAGGAUAUCUGUUUCGCAUACAACAAUCAGGGUUGCCAGGGCAACUGUGGGAGCUGUCGCAAGGCAACGGCAAAGCCGAGUGACGGAGGCUGCUUUGUGCUUGAGAGCCCUGAGGACCUGGGUGGUGAGCGGCUUCAGCUCCCGCCGUACAGCUUGUGGCCCACCUUUGUCGUGAUUGGAAUACGGCCUCCUCUGUCAAGUGGCCGGCGGCUCUGUGUGAUCACCUCCUGCAUUCCAUCCUUCCUUCGGUGCUGCGCACAAGGGGAGACGCAGGAAGGAAUGGUGGCCCACCGGUGUCAGCUCGUGACCCCGGAAGGCCGCAUCCCGAGCUCUUUCUCCACGGGUGCCUACAACAAGGGAGGCUUGACAGGCCUGAGGAAGGCAUGCCACGACUUCCCGCUGGCCACCAAGUGCUUGGUCCGUUUUGUUCGGAGUGUGCGUCCUUUCCAUCCUUUCAGCACCAUCAGCAUCUAUGACAAUGUGUGCACUGCCCUCCACAAGGACAGCCGUAAUGCUUGCUGCGAGAACUUGAUAAUCCCUCUUACCCAGUUUUCCGGGGGCGAGUUGUGGCUGCAACAAGACAAUGGUGCUAUACCACAGACCUUUGGAGGCUCUGAAGUGUUUGGGACGGCCAUGCCGAUUCCCCCCGAAGGCCUCUGCUUCGAUGCCCGUGGCAUCUUGCAUUGCACCAUGCCUUGGAAGGGCCGCCGACUGAUUGUCGUUGCAUUCACGGUGUCGAAGACUGAGGAGCUGAAGAAAUCGGAUGCACAGCUUCUUGAGGACCUUGGAAUCAACUGCCCUGCAGGCAGUCAGCUGGACCCGCCGGCUGGUGGAGUGGACCAGCAAGCAGAUGAUGUCUUCAGACCAGAGCUUUGUGGCAACUUCGGAAAUCCCUUGAUGCUGGAGUGGGACGGGAGAGAGUCGCCUAUCACUGACGGCUAUGGUCUUUGUUCCCCAACGCGUUGGCAUCCUGCCUCCCGUGGAGCAUCGCUACCAAAGCAAUCAAAGGACCUGUCAAGACGCUUGAAUGGCUUGGUGCAGCAGUUUGUCGCAGAGCAGGUGCCAGACUGCCAAUUGUUAGAACUCAAGUUGGCCACCGGGCAGAUUCUGGAAUCGCCUUUCGAUGAAGGUGCGAUGCGACGCCUUCGCGAGGACUGGGCUGCACUUGUAUGUGAGACUGACGGAGCCAAACACGAAGGUUUGCUGGAAGUUCCUGAUCCACAGCCUUUCUAUCUUCGGUUGCUCUCGCACACGUCACGCUUGCUGGAAGACCCGGACUGGAAAAUCUUGACAGAAGGCGAGGAGUGCUUUGAGAAAGGUGUUCCAUUGGGCUAUGACGAGACCAUACCUAGGGUGCCGCAGGUUUUCGAUCGGAAGGUCAAGUGGCGAAAACUUGAUGAGAGCACUUUUGAGGCUGUCAAAGAAAAUUACCAGAGCGCGAAGCUCACCGUGCAAGAGAUGGAGCUGAAGUUCAGGGAGGAAGAGAAGUUGGGACGGAUGUACCCGACCACUUACUCCGCUUUGGCAGCCGAGCACGGAGCUGACAGGGUGCGCAUAGCAGCGAUGGGAGCGGUCGCCAAACCAGACGGCAGCGUCCGUCCCCUACACAAUGGUACCCGUGGGGUGAAGGUCAACAAUGGCAUUCGGCUGCUGAACCAGACGGCCACACCUGGCCCUGCUGAAGUGGCACACGCUGUGAGCUCUGCUAAACGAUCGCGCGAGGCUGCCUUUGGAAUCUCAGCUGACGUUAGUGCGGCUCACCGACUUGUCAAGCACAGGCGUCGGGACCACCCCUUGAUGGCAUGCAAAGCAGACUCUACAAGCACUGUCGUUUGGGUUAAUGUUGUAGGAACAUUCGGACUGAGUGUCGCUUCAUUUUGGUGGAGCAGAUUGUUCGGACUCGUGGGAAGGACAGUCGCCAGAGCAAUGCUUCAGGAAUGGUUCUAUCAACUUUGCUUCGUGGACGACAUCCACGGUGUGUUCACUGGAGCACAGAAGUUCCGAAAUCUGGUGAUGUGGUUCGUCUUGUAUCUUGCCUUAGGGACCCCUUUCUCCUUUAAGAAGUUUCGGGGAGGUUUUAAGGUUCCCUUCGUGGGCUUUGAGCUCGACUACCGUUCUUGGCAAGUUGGCAUGUCGGACUCUCGAGGAGCUUGGAUCGUUUCAUGGAUCAAAGAUGCUAGGACCAAACGCUUCGUGGUUCAGGAUAGUGGUUUGGGUCAAGCCUCACCUUGCUCCCCUGUAUGCGUGGGCAUCAGCGGUGUCCCGGAGCACCGUCGCCAAGUUACUUGGACCGUCAUCUUGACACUCCUUUACUUGGAAAGAACGCUUGACGAAUUCACCUUUAAGGUGAACCCCUGCCGCAAGCCUAAACACCAGGUCGCGGGUUUCAGGACAGACGCAAAGUGUGCCGACGGAUUCGUCGUGUUGGCCGGUUGGGAGUUAAGUGAUGACACUAAGACUUCUAAGUGGUUUUCGCUGCGCUUGACACCGGGUGAUGCACCGUACUUGUUUGAUCAGGAGGGUAAAUCACAAUGGGCAUCAGGCUCAGCAGAACUGCUGGCAACAUUGGCGGCUCUUCACAUUUUCGGAUACUUGACAGCCUCUGUGGACAGAAAGGAAUUGGACAUUGAGUGCGCUGCGGACACAGACAAUCAGGGCAACUCGAGAUUGCUCAAGAAGGGGUCAUCAACAAAGUGGCCACUCAUGUUGAUCAACAUGCAGUUGUCUGACUUGCUUUUUCGCUCUUCCUUGAAGCUCCUCCUACGGUGGAGGCCGCGCGAUGAGAAUCAGUACGCAGACCAACUUACCAACGAGAUUUUCACCAACUUCUCGGACGAACAUCGCAUUGCAUGCACAUACUCGGAUUUGCCCCUUUCGCUUCUGCAUCAGUUGUGGGAGACCAAAGAAAGCUUCGACUCAGCACGAAGGGCUCAGGCCGUGCUGCAACAGGAUGCCUCGGGGCAUCGUCCUCAGAAGAGGAAGGCAGAGAAGACUCCUUGGUAG